This is a messenger RNA of Monascus purpureus, 3065 nucleotides long. The record is from the annotation of a GenBank genome assembly. Lineage: Eukaryota; Fungi; Ascomycota; Eurotiomycetes; Eurotiales; Aspergillaceae.
AAAAAGCACUGGAUAAUCUUGGCGGGGCGGACGGCAAACAUACCAAGCACAUAAGAAGUUAAAGCAUGGAGAACUUUGGCCUAUAUGUAGGAAGAUCUGGAGUUUCCGCCGCUUCCGUCUUGUGCUGUUGAAUGGCACGGGCAACUGCUGGCUGCCUUAUGCCGUUGCAUGCAUGUUAUAUCCAUGUUUCACCCAAUUGAAUCCUCAUGUCUGCUUACUAAAACAAAAUCGGAUGAAAAAAGUCAAAUGCACAUGGAACCUCCAACUUCGGUUGCGAUGAUCUCCAAUGCAUCACUGGUGACGAAGAUCGUCCACAACGAUGGGGAAGCUUAUUUACUCCAUCGGAGUGCUAUUCCACUCCACUUGGGCGGUUCGGGAUCCAAAGGAAGAGACCAUGAACUGUGGAUCGCUUCAUAAUGACCUAGCCUCAACGUCAUAACUUCCAUCGAAGCCGAGAUGCCCCGGUCUGGAAGGCAGCCGUGGUGGCUUCACUGCCUUUGAAGAUACAGUUGACUAUGGGAAGCAUCAGUUGCAGGAGUGGGGCAACUUGGAUGGAUUAUGCACGAUCCUACUCCGUAGAAGCAUUCUGCUUUUCCCCGGGAAAGAGAGCUUCUCCAGAAAUUGGCUCGACCGGUUUGUCUACCCAUCUUCGAGGAAGUUUCGGAAGCCUUAUUUCCUCGAGAGCGAGGCUUCUAUUGCACCUCAAAAGAAAUAUACGAUGAAAGAAAUGAAAAGGUCUUGCCUUUUUCGGGCCGCCACCACUUGUUACAUAACGCAAUACUUUAUGCUGUAUAGCAGCUGGGCUAUGCUACGGAUCUUGGCCAAUGUGCGACGGUUGUUUCCUCGGUCUUGUUAAAUUGAAUGCUGGUUGGCCCCUCUCUUGGUGACUACUUUUCAAGCGGCCAAGAGGCGAUGUGCAUUGGCUCUCUGACUUCAUCUUCAGCUUCCGGGGGCUCCUACGUCUCCGGCUGAACCGGGCAUUGGAUGAUCAUGCUUGACAAUGAGCGGUUCUGUUGCCAGUUCCCUCUCCAAUGGCACCAAGAAUAUCCUACAAGCAAGUUCGACUUGACCCAUAUUAUGAAUUGAUUGCGUCAGUCUUGAUAUCUUGGUGCUGACGAAUAUUUUUAUAUUGGGUGCUAUAUGUACUUUCCGUGGUGCCCAUUUUGAAUUUUUUUCUGUCCUAUCUUCAAGGAAGAGCUUUAGUGAAGUACCAGCCGCUUGUCUGCGUAUCUGCAAGAGAGUGCGAGACAUAAAACCCUGGUUCAUACUAUGAAUCGCCUUUCAGUGAUCGGCCUUCUUGGCUGGCUGCCCUACAGUUGGGCAAGCCCAGCAGCUCACUUUGCCCGAGCACCAACAUCUGGAGUCCCUACGCCACCGCUCUCAUCUGCGCCAGUUGUAAUUGUUCCGACCUCAAUCCCGCAUACGUCAUUCAGCGGGACUCCGUCAGUCACUGGUGCCGUGAAUGCUAGUUCUGUUGGGUCAGGUAUCCCAUCAUUAGGCUUGAGCCCUGCUGCUACUACGUAUCCGAGCGAUGGCUCUCUUCAUGAUGCCGAACCUGCUCCCUACGUACCAGCAGGGGGUCUUGGGACAAAUGGAACAACCCCGGUAUACAAUGCGAAGAGCGACUUUGAUUUUGAAUCACUGUCACUCGCGCUGUACCAGGAGUAUGUUGAGCUAGACCUGUUCCAUUAUGGUCUUGCACGCUUUUCGGUCCAGGAUUUCCAGGCUGCUGGACUUUCAGCUGAGGAUCGAUUUUUGAUCGAAUUUAUGGCAAAUCAGGAGCUUGGGCAUGCCACUAUGCUCACUAAUAUCCUGGGCGCUGCUGCUCCAAGGCAGUGCACUUACAACUAUCCUUUCACUACAGUGCAGGAGUUCAUAGAUUUCAGCCAGAAGAUCACCCGCAUUGGAGAAUCAGGAGUAUAUGGAUUCAUAUCGCACCUUGAUUCCCGCGAAGCCGCGAUAUUGCUGACGCAAUCAAUCACCACAGAGGCUCGCCAACAAAUGAUUUUCCGUCAAUUUGAGGGCCUCUUUCCAAUGCCUGUUUGGUUCGAGGUUGGAGUGCCACAGUCUUGGGCUUGGACACUGUUGUCGCCGUACAUCAGUUCCUGCCCAGACAAUCAGACCCGAUUGGCUUGGCAGAACUUCCCGGCACUAAGGAUCUUGAAUCAACCCAAUCCAGCUAGGGCUGGGAAAUCAGUUGGUAAUGCAGCAAUCACCAAUUCAACAAUCACCAAUUCAACAACGUUUGGCCUCAACGAGACCAUCAGCAGCGGUACCAACACCUUGAACAGCACUGUCGCCGCCAAUAGUUCAUGCGUGAAUAGUACCUCUAUGGGGGGUAGCUGCCAUCCUGCGAUCACUCACAACCGUACUACGCCACUCUCGUGGCCUGGGCGUCAAGUCUGGCUGUCCUGGGAGACUCCUGGCAGGCCUGUUGGUCCGAACAAUAGCUACAUUACGGCAACUACUGCUGGAAGUCCCAGAUACGUUGCGUGGGCAUCACAGUUGAAUGUAACAUACUCGGCUUUGACGCUCAGCAAUUCCACCUCUGGAUACACGAUACAGCCGAACUUGGAGACUUAUGCAGGAGAUCCUGCCAUUAAUGGCACGGUGUUCAUCGCAAUCACCGAUACCGAUUUGUUCGUGACGCCUUUCAAUAUAAGCUUGCUUAAUCCUCAUGUGGUUGCUGGCCCUGGCCUUUACCAGGCCGGCUAACCCUAGAACCGAGCCCAUUACCUCUUAACAAGACCUGAGUGAGCAGCCAGAAAAUGUCAAAUCGAGACAACAGUUCGGGUCGGUUCUAUCAUGAUGCUUAUCUUCCACGAAUAGGAAUUAAUGGUGGGCCUGUGUUGUUUUCGGUUUCUGCAAUGUGAAGAAAUUCAGAAAAAUCAUAAAAAAAACCCCAUGAUUUUUGAGACUCUGGAGUUCUGGGAGGAAAGUUGAUUAUCCUCGACAAGGCAGUAUGUAAUCACUAAUAAUAGGAUGCAAAUUGAGAUGAUUUUAUUUAUCAGCACUAUGACGGAAUACUACUAGCCCAGGAGAAUUAAUGUUCUACCUCGAGAUGC